This is a messenger RNA of Penicillium chermesinum, 1494 nucleotides long. RefSeq names its product putative COP9 subunit 3. Gene Ontology annotation, cellular component: COP9 signalosome. NCBI's taxonomy places the organism in Eukaryota, Fungi, Ascomycota, Eurotiomycetes, Eurotiales, Aspergillaceae. The transcript is spliced from 5 exons. Bases 1 to 1494 code for a protein of 497 amino acids. Gene Ontology annotation, biological process: ubiquitin-dependent protein catabolic process. The record is from RefSeq and is a predicted model, not a curated record.
AUGGCUUCCUUGAACGAGAUCGUUGUGGCGUCAACAGAGUUUGGCAACGUAGUGCAUCCGUCCGCUGAGGCUUACGAUCGCCAAAUACGCCAACACUUGUCCUUCCUCAGGCGUGCUCUUUCGAAUCAAGAUCUCAACUCUGUUCUGAACGAUGAGAGCGUAUUUGACAAACUUGACCCUUCAAAGGAUUCAAUCACCUACUUGCUGAUCCUUCGACAUCAAAUCAAAGCCGCGCAAGAGAAGGCGGGCAAAUCAACACCAGCGAAGUUGCUUCCAAUCGGCGGACUCUGGCGGAGAAUGGCCUAUUAUCUAGAAAACUUCGAACCUGUUCAAACAAGAUAUGUCGGCCAAGAAUGGCGCCAGGUGGUCGAGGUGUUUGCACAGACCGCUGAGGAAUUUUCUCAACCGAUCUUAGCUACUCAGGUUAUCAGGGACGCGAUAUUGCGACUCGACCCAUCAUCUGCCGUCUUCACGUCUACUCACCUUCUUUUUGCCCGACUCUGCCUCCGAGCCAAGACAUACUCCUGCGCCCUCCCGGUUUUGAAGAGGCCUAUCUGCCAUAUCCCGGCAGCUUUAAAUGGCAGUAAUCUCCGAUCUGCUCCAUUAUUAUGCGACGAUCACCAAUCCAGCUUGGCCUUUUUGGGGGAGAAGUCGGGUUUCUCAUCGAAAUUAUCGCACAAGGAGUUCCUGGAGUAUUUCCUCUACGGGGGCAUGAUCUUUAUGGCUGUGAAAGAUUGGCGCAAUGCGUCACAUUUUCUCGCGACUGUGGUCUCAAUGCCGUCCGUUGGUGUCAUCAGCAAAAUCAUGCUCGAGGCCUACAAGAAAUGGAUCUUGGUAGGGCUUUUGGAGACAGGAAAGCUCAACACGUUACCUAGCAUCACUCCAUCGCAUGCGAGCAAAACAUACCACACCUUGGCUAAACAAUACGUCCAACUUGCCGAGGCUUACGAGCGUGGGGACUCGAGGAAAUUCCAGGAAAGAUUUGACAGCGGGGAAGAAAGGUGGAAGCAGGACAAUAAUACUGGUCUUGUACUUCAAGUGUCGGAGAGUUUGACAGCCCAUUUCCUAAAACGGAUCAAGAAAACAUUCGCUUCAUUGACCAUUUCCCAGCUGCUAGAACAGGAUACGCCUCUACCCAAGGAUCCUGCCGCCGCAGAGUCUAUUAUCGCGUCCUUGAUUACAGCAGGCGACUUGAAGGCUACUUUGGUACAUUCGUCAAACCACUCUGGUGACACAAUGUUGAGGUUCUCUGCCGGCUCAAAUUCCUCACGAUUGUCCCACGAAUUAGAUGUUCAAGCACAGCUAAAGAAAGAGAAGCUUAUGCUCGAGGUGUUGAUGAACCGAAUUGACGAGAGCAAGCAUAACCUUGCACUCAGUGACGAACUCGUCGAUCACCUCAGGAAGGGGCAGUCGUGGACUGGAGCUGGUGAAAAUGGUGCUGACAAGGAUGACGGUGCGGACAUAGAAGAGGACAUCAUGGUUGACUUUGCUUAA